AGGAACAUGGGAUCCUACAAUAUAUUCAGAUGACAUUUCCAGCCUCAACGUGGUCACAGUGGACAUGUUGCAGAAGAUCAACAAGGUGGAGCACCACACCACCAGGUACGACUCCCCCGAGCUCAUCAUACGCAGGGGACAGGAGUUCUUUGUAUCCGUGACCUUCAAUCGACCCCUGAGCCCCACCGAUAAGUUCCAGCUGGAGUUUAUGAUUGGUGCCAACCCCACAGCCAGUAAAGAAUCCAUGAUUAUAGUGCCUUUUGACGGUAGCCCCGGCGGGUCAUGGACAGGAAGGAGGGUGAGUGAGCAAGGUGCCAUGGUGAUGCUGGGCAUCACUCCAAAUCCAAAAGCGCUGGUCGGAAAGUUCCAGACCUGCGUGGCCAUCUUGAUCCCUAGUGGAAUCAUCCGGACCAAACGGGACCCCAGCACUGACCUCUACGUGCUGUUCAACGCCUGGUGCCCUGAUGAUGAAGUGUUUCUGAACAACGAUACAGACAGGAAUGAGUAUGUGCUGAAUGAUCAUGGAGUCUUAUACCAAGGAGACGUUGAUGUGAAGUCGCACAGAAUGUGGCUCUACGGUCAGUUUGAGCGUGGAGUGCUGGAAGCCUGCAUCUACAUCCUGGAUGCAUGUAAUAUGCCUAUUGACAACAGAGGCAACAGCAUCUACGUCACCAGGCAGGCAUCGGCCAUGAUUAACUCAGAGGAUGAUGAUGGGGUACUAGUGGGACGAUGGGACGAAGACUAUUCUCUGGGCACGUCUCCUAAUCUGUGGACAGGCAGCACACAGAUUCUGCUGAAGUACGCCAGCACACGCACACCUGUCCGCUACGGGCAGUGCUGGGUUUUUGCAGGAGUGUUCAACACCUUCCUGCGCUGUCUGGGAAUCCCAUCCAGGGUCAUUACAAACUACGGCUCCGCCCAUGACAAUGACGGCAACAUGAGGAUUGACCUCAUCUUCCUUCCCGAUGGACAACCUGACUAUUUCAACACAAGGGACUCCAUCUGGAACUUCCAUUGCUGGAAUGAGGCGUACAUGAGCAGGAGUGAUCUGCCUGCAGGUCUAGGAGGCUGGCAGGUAGUAGACGCCACUCCACAGGAGACAAGCAGCGGAUAUUAUCGUUGUGGGCCAGCAUCAGUCAAGGCCAUCAAGGAUCGUCAGCUCUCUUAUCCCUUUGACAUGAAGUUUGUCUUCGCUGAGGUUGCCAGUGUUGUGGUGUUCAAAAAGCGUGAUAAAUCUGGGGUUUUGACCACCUUCUACACAGACAAAACCAGUGUGGGAAAGUUGAUCCUCACCAAGUCUGUGGGCAGUGAUGAGCCAGCUGACAUCACAAAUACAUACAAGAACCCUGUUGGCGUCAGUUAUGAUAAACCCACCAGUGUUCCAGGAGAGGACUUGGAGAGCGACAACCCUGAGCUGCCAGGAACCACAGUGACAGCGACCAUCCUGGUCCAACAAGUCCGGCUUGAGCAGGACUUCACCUUGGCUAUUGAGUUUACCAACCUGGGGGGGGUCGAGCUCAAGAUACAGGCCAACCUGUCUGGCAGUGUGGCCUUUUAUACUGGAGUGCCGUCAGAAAAGUUCAAAGACGAAAACUUGGAUGUCACCGUCAGUCCACACACAACUGUGCGUGUCUUCGUGAAUGUGUUGGCGGUGGAGUACAUGCCCAAGGUCAACUCUCAUUCCAACCUCAACUUCACUUUGUUGGGACACACCACCGACAACCAGGACUUCGCUACUGUGAAGGCCCUCACUCUGCAGGUCCCUACUCUCAGCAUUGAGGUGAGCGAACCCCCCCGUCUGGGUGAGGCGAUGUAUGUCGCAGUCUGCUUCACCAAUCCCUUCACCUUCUCUCUGGACAACGUCUCUAUCAGCUGUGAGGGAUCUGGCCUCCUGGACUUCAAAAUCAAGCAGUACAGUGUGAUAGCUCCCAACACCACUGUCACCUGGGUCGAGUCGUGCCGUCCGAAGUGGACAGGGAAAAGUCGCCUCUGCGCCUUUCUGGACUGCAACAAGCUCAGCCGUGUCUGUGGCGUCCUGGACGUUCUCAUCCGAGCCUGAUUGGCUUGGCAGGAGAGAACCCGCCUACUUGCCCCUUUACCCCCUUGACCCACCAAUCAACAGAGAGCAAGGAAUGCGACGCCAAGUAGCACAUGUUAUUUUUGUUGCAGAUUCUAUUUCCUUGGAAUGAAAAUACGCAAAACAACUCAUUUCAAGUCACAUGUUCCCCAUUAAAAUUUAAAUGAACCUGUGGAGGCUAUAUUGAAAACUACGUUCAGGUUUUGAAAAAUAAUCUGUCUUUGAAAACAAUGCAAACCAAAUAUUUUAGCUUCAUAGAAUCUUGAUAAUUUCACAACCUAUCUGAUCAAAUGCUUUUCCUAUUAUACUCUUUUUGAAUUUGAAACUAAUAUGUUUAGACAGUGAAAAUUAUGCUUUUCUAUUUCCAAAUAUGAAUCUGUCUUUGAAAACAUUUGGCAAUGCUCUCAAAACCAGUAGAAACCUUGGUCUCUUACAUAAUCAUUUUGAUUAUUUUCUGCUUCAUUGCAUUUAUUAGUAUAUGUUUUAAUAAAAGCUUUGCUCAGCCAAUUUUGAUCAAUAAAGCAUUCAU
Molecule: messenger RNA, 2606 nt
Organism: Hypomesus transpacificus
Lineage: Eukaryota; Metazoa; Chordata; Actinopteri; Osmeriformes; Osmeridae
Product: coagulation factor XIII A chain-like
Exons: 15
Coding region: 65-2059 (664 amino acids)
Biological process (GO): blood coagulation, fibrin clot formation; peptide cross-linking
Molecular function (GO): protein-glutamine gamma-glutamyltransferase activity
Source: RefSeq, a predicted model, not a curated record